Messenger RNA from Macrosiphum euphorbiae (potato aphid), 231 nucleotides. Lineage: Eukaryota; Metazoa; Arthropoda; Insecta; Hemiptera; Aphididae. The record is from the annotation of a GenBank genome assembly.
AUGGUAUAUUCAAAACCUGCUGGACGAUAUGUUUUAAAAACCAAAUAUGAACCUAGUAACGACGAGUGGCGUCAUACAAUUAUGUCAGAAAUAAAAAAAAAAAUGAAAGAAAUAACACCAACAAUAACAGAAUUUGAGACUGUACCAAUACCUCAAACAAUAGCACCUCAACCAAAACCAAACUAUGAAGAUUUAAUGAAAACAAAAUAUUCAAGAUUUUCACGUAAAUAA